Messenger RNA from Alternaria viburni, 636 nucleotides. RefSeq lists its product as uncharacterized. The record is from RefSeq and is a predicted model, not a curated record. Bases 1 to 636 code for a protein of 211 amino acids. Lineage: Eukaryota; Fungi; Ascomycota; Dothideomycetes; Pleosporales; Pleosporaceae. The transcript is spliced from 2 exons.
AUGUCAACCCAGAACUCGGAGUCGACAAAUUGCGCAGAUGAGCGCCCAGCAUGGCAGGAGGAAGGUUUCAAUUCCCAUCAAGAAUGGCAAGACUGGCUAAACGAGUCCGAAGCCACCGAUAAUGCAUACGACGCCCAAGCGGAGGCGCUACCGCCUGAUGAUAGCGAUGACGAUGAAGGCUUUGACGAAGAGUUUGUUAGCGAGCAAAGUUCACAGGACGAAGAUGACGACGACGAGGAAUCAGAAAACGAUGAGCCUGGAGAGAACGCCGAGCCUGGAGACGACAGCAAUCCCGAAGACCAUUCCGAGGCUGCAGGCAGCCGCGAGCCUGGAGUAAGCGACACCCCAAACGUCGACGAGGCUACGCUCAUUUCUAUUUACGGCUUCGCCCACAACAAGAACAAAGACUAUGCCCUCGUUGAGCAGUCAGCUCGUGGAGCCCUCAACGCUAUAACCAUAGCUCUUCAAGACAUCAUCAACAGGAGCCAGGCGCGACAAGGUAAUCCAGAGAGCCUUGCAAAAGAGAUCGAGAGUGCCUUUGCCACGACUUUACCUACGUAUUUAAGCGUCCAGGCAGUGCUCCAAGGUGGACAACAAGUCAGUCUUUCUCGAAUGAUUAUGAGAGUGCCCAGCUGA